AUGGGGGAAAGUGCUACCAUUAGGUUAGUUCUCUUAAUCGCUUUGAUGUUUGGAGCAGCUUGUGCUCAAUUGAGUCCCACAUUUUAUGCUACUUCACGCCCCAAUGUGACAAGCAUUGUUCGUGGUGUGGUUCAACAGGCUAGAAACAAGGAUAUCCGAAUUGGUGCCAAAAUCAUUCGAGUUCACUUUCACGAUUGCUUUGUCGAUGGCUGCGACGCUUCGCUUUUGUUAGACUAUGCAGACAGAAUAGUUAGCGAGAAAAAUGCACGGCCAAACCUAUCAACAGAUGGUUAUGCAGUGAUUGAUGAUGUUAAAACUGCACUUGAAAAUGUUUGCCCAGGAGUUGUCUCUUGUGCCGAUAUCCUCGCUCUUGCCUCUGAAAUUUUAGUUGUUUUGGAUGGAGGUCAAUCAUGGCAAGUGCAACUAGGAAGAAGAGAUAGCAGAACUGCAAACAGUGCUGGAACUACUGCCAUUCCAGGUCCCACUGAAAAUCUAGCUAAUAUUACACGGAAGUUCACAGAUCAAGGACUUGACACGACUGACCUGGUCGCUUUAUCCGGUGCACAUACAAUCGGGCGAGCUCAAUGCGAUUCUUUUAGUCAACGUUUAGAUGCAACAAACCCGAACCCAAACAUUGAUCCAACAUUUUUGCAAACCCUUCAACAAAAUUGCCCUAGUGGUUCUCCUACUAAUUUAAAUGAUCUUGAUGUAAAAACUCCUGAUGAGUUUGACAACAGCCACUUUAUUAAUCUUCAAAACAAUCGCGGUCUUCUCAAAACGGAUCAAGAUUUAUUCUCAACUUUUGGCUCUGAUACUGUAGCCAUUGUGAACCGUUUUGCCAGUUGCCAAACUAACUUCUUUGAUGCUUUUGGGGAGUCCAUGAUCAAGAUGGGAAAUAUAAAUCUGUUGACAGGCAGUAAAGGGGAGAUUAGGAUCAAUUGCAAAAGGAUUAAUUAA
Pistacia vera is the source of this 957-nucleotide messenger RNA. Its product is annotated as peroxidase A2-like. Gene Ontology annotation, molecular function: heme binding; peroxidase activity. Lineage: Eukaryota; Viridiplantae; Streptophyta; Magnoliopsida; Sapindales; Anacardiaceae. Gene Ontology annotation, biological process: response to oxidative stress; hydrogen peroxide catabolic process. The record is from RefSeq and is a predicted model, not a curated record. The transcript has 5 exons. Bases 1 to 957 code for a protein of 318 amino acids.